AUAAGUGCAAUAAAUACAGGUCCACAUAUAUAUUUAGAUGUGUUUGUGUGUCCCUGUGCAAUAAUGUGCAGUGCAUAUUUGUUCUUGAACAAUAUAUUUCAAAUGAAGUGUUGUUGCAAUUAUUAAAUACAUUUCGAGUAUUCAGUAUUUACACAAAACAAAAUCACAAUCACGUCACACCCAAAAUGAACAGUUCUAAUGGAAGGGAGCUAAAACAUAGCUAUCGGGACAUAAUCCAGGUGUUUUUGAUGGACUUUAAAAAGGACUUCGAUUGCAAAGAUGUCGAGGAUACACUACGCACAAUAUUAAAAAAGAAGGAAGUCGAUGCUAUUAUAAAAUCUCCGUCAAUAUAUCAAAUAUAUCUGUUGUUUUGGACAUUACAUGAACAAUCAUUGGAAGUGGUACAACGAUUUGUCGAGAACGAUAUAAACAAGAUGAACUAUGAUUAUCUUAUGUCUGCAAUCAAAGAUGAGUCUCGGAAUCCAAGUUCAAGCACUGAAAAUUACAUAAGGGAAAGAGAUAUUUUGUAUAAUGAUAAUCAAAAGUUUACCAAAUAUAAUGUGCCAAGAAUUGAACCAUAUUUGGAAUUGCAGAAAGCAUUGCUAGAGCUGCGACCAUCGAAAAAUGUCGCUGUCGAAGGAGUACUUGGAGCUGGAAAGCAGUGGCUUGUCUUGGACGUAUGCUCCUCUUAUGCAGUCCAACGAAAAAUGGACUUUAAGAUAUUUUGGCUAAACGUUCGUGAUUGUCGCUCACCGGAGAAUCAACUGCAAUUACUUCAGUCCUUUCUCCACCAAAUUGCUCCCAGUCUGCGCAUUAAUUUCGAUCAAAGCGUUGACGUGCACAUUGAGAGAGUGAAAGCUGAGCUGAGACAUAUACUUAAGGAUAAGCCUUAUAGAAAUUGUCUACUUGUUUUACGAAAUGUUCAGAACAAAGAAACCUGGAAGGUCUUUAACCUAGGAUGCAAAAUCCUGUUGACCACACGAGACAAGAGUGUCGUGAAUUAUCUGUCACCAGCAACCACCACUCAUGUCACCCUUAGAGAUGUCCUCACACCCUCCGAAAGAGAGUCAUUAUUUGCCAAAUAUCUUCCGUCAAUACCUUCUGAAUCACUUAAGCAAUUAUCGAAUGUUCAAACAACAAAUCCACUUCUACUAAGCUUUAUUGCGGAGAAUAUACACAAAGGUAUUUGUACGUUGGACAAUUGGAAAAACAUUAACUUUACCAAAUUGACUACCAUUAUUCAAAACUCGCUUAACGAACUGAAACCAGCUGACAAGGAACACUUUGAAACGCUUUUCAUAUUUCCGAAAUCUGCACACAUACCUAUUAAACUUUUGGGCCUAGUUUGGUCGGUUGCUGAACCGAGGAUUGUCAUUAAUAGCUUGUACAAAUAUUCGCUGGUCAGAAUACAUGAAAAUGAGACAAUUUCACUGCCUAGCAUAUAUUUAGAGCUCAACACACCCAUUCCGAAUGAAGCUGCCUUAAGCAAGAAGAUUGUAGAUUCUUACAAUAUACACCAAGUGUUCAACCAAUGCAACGAUACAACUUUGUCGCAAUUAGACUGUUAUUUCUAUAGCCACAUUGGACACCAUUUGAGCAAACUUAGUGAUAAAAAGGAACGCGUUAAUUUAUUUCGCAAGAUCUUUUUGGAUUUUCGAUUUCUUGAGCAGAAAAUUCGUAAUGAUACAACGCCGUGGUAUGCUCGUGGAUCGAUUCUUCAUACUCUGCACGUUAUUAAGUUUUACAGGGAUCAAAUUGUUGAUAAUGAUAGCAAUUACGGGGAACUUGUGAAUGCGCUCUUGGUUUUUCUGACGAAAGUUGAAGAAAAGCUGAUAAGUUCGAAAUUUACGAGCCUAUUGCAAAUUGCCGUAAUGUCGGGGGAAGGUCCAGUUCAUGAAGAAGCGCUGCAUCAAGUUCAGCGAUUUCCGGACUUUGUUUGGUUGACAGAACAUGGUCGCUUUCAUCAGCAUCGGGAAAUCAUCAAUUUGGGGCAGGAUGAAGUGCGACAUGCCAUCUAUCUGGACAAUGACUAUUGCCUGAUGGCACUUAGUUCCCAAGAGCUUCUGCUUACGGACGUAUCACUGACUGGUGAUAAAACCAGUGUGCUAAGCGAUAAAACUGAUACCAGUGACAUUACGGAGAUGCGUGUGUUUAAUAAACAGAUGCAUCUGCUAACGUUACACAAAAAUGGUAGCUUGAAACUGUGGUCUCUGAGGGAUUUGCUGCCACGUCGAUCUGAUUGCGACAAUUGUCCGGCUAUGCGUUCUCCUAGACUUGAACAGGAGCAAGAGCACUCAAAACCGCAUGGUCCCGAGCAGUAUGUCAAUGACGCAAUUAAACGUUUCAUUGUUAGCAAAUGCAUAUCAGCAUUUUAUCUGGAUGAGAAUGUACGCGCAGGAGAUUAUUCCAUUCAACUCCAUGUAGCAUUUGACGAUGGAGAUAUUUGUAUAUUGAACUGGGAUGAUAAGGACAAGAAAUUUAUAAAAUCACACACGCCAAUACUGCCAACAAAACAGUCUGAUGUGCGAUAUUUUUCAAAAAUAUUGAAUCGUUUCUAUGUCGUCUGGUCGGAUAAAAGCAAUUUAACCUUUUGGAAUUUGCGAAAUGCAUCAAAUGUGACGGAUGAGGAAUAUAAACAGCCGAAGGAGAAGGCACUUGCGAUGGAAACUUAUAUCGAAAGACUUGACGAUGGUGUUCAGUAUACAAUUAUGAUAAUAAUUUAUGAGAAAAGUGUCUGGCGAUUGAAAUUUAAGCACAUCGAUUACUGCAACUACCUCAAGGAUACUCUGACCGUGGAACGUUUGCCAUUGUCGGACUCGAUUCCGUCAACUGUAACCUGUGGCAAGCUGUCAACUGAUGGCCGUUAUUUAAUGCUCGGCACGCUGGAGGGUAUUGUUGCCUACGAUUUGAAAUUUCCAUACUGUUUGCUACGAAGUAACGUCAGUGAACGUAUAGUGUGUUUGGAUGUCUACGAUUUAAACGAUUCCAUUUUCAAAUACAUUGUUCUAUGCGGGGCAAAGGGAAAACAUUUUUUACACGUUCACACUUUGCGGAGCACGGAUACGGAUGUUAUUACCUGGGUACACCAUGUAGAUGAGAGUGAUGACCAAUUGAAGGAUCGUAAUACAAAAGGACGAGCACAUCUUGAACCUAAUGUCUAUCUGCGUCCGCUUUUGAAAAUGACCGAUGAUGGAACAUUGUAUGCCGUCGAUUCCAGAGCGAGAAUUCAUAAAAUUCAAGCGACGAUAGGACUCAAUUCUGGCCGGAGACAGAGUAUUGCCAGUUGGAAAACGAUUGCAACACCGCAUCUGGAAUGUGAAAAAUAUAUUACCGCCCUAUGUGCUGGCAAGGAUGGUACCAUUUAUGCCGGCUACAAUAAUGGUCAAAUUAUUAAAAUCAGUGAGAUUAAUAUUAGUAAUAUGCCCCACGUAUUCGAGGACUCUAUUGACUACCUUAAAGAGAUCAAUUCACAGAAACUACUUGCCUCAUUGUGCAAUUGCACUAUUAUAUUGUCACUGUCGUCAACUGGGGAUAAUUUUUUUUUGCCAUUUAACACAAUGUACGCCAGACUCGUUUACGAACACUUUUUGCUUCUGUUUUCAGACAGUGGAGUCUUCCAUUUGAAUUUGGAUAAAUCUGAACAAGAUGAAGCUGAACUUCUACAAUUUGAGCAGCUACAAUUAAAAAAAACAGAAUUUAUACAAAGUUUUGAAAGACCUUAUGGAUUUGAUUUAAAGGAUAACAUGCUUUAUUUAGCAUUUGGAGACAGCACUUUAACGGUUUGUAAAUUGAGUGUCGCAGAUAAUGAACUAGACUUCAAACGACUUUGCAAGGAGAAUAUCAACAAUCCAAGCCAAAUAAAUCAUCUAACUGCCUCAAAUGAUGACCAACUGAUUGCUCUUGGUUUUAAGAAUGGAAAUAUUGAGCUUUACAGCUUUGAAAAACAUCGGCUGCAACAUAUUUUCACCAUUAAGCAGGGACAUGAGACUAGCAAUGCAACGCAACUGCGUUUUUCACCUUGCAAACAGGUGCUGGUCAGCUGUGCUGAACAAUUGUGUUUCUGGAACGUGAAACAUAUGCGAAAUAAUCAGUCGAUUCCGGAACUUCGCAGUAGGCGGCAUAAUCAGAUGCAGCAACACAUUAAGGCCAAAGGACGCGAGGAAGUGGAUGCAGCGCGUUUCUUGGAUGUAUCUACGGAAAAGUCUUUUAACGAUUUAUCGUCGCCACAAUGUGAGAAAUUAAUCCCUGUGGCAAAAAACAGAGCCUUUCUAUGGGCGGAUAAACGGGGCAAUGACAAAUUGCCGGAGCUGUUGGCGUGCAUUAAAUUUGUUGGCAACGAAGCAAGACAUUUUUAUACGAGCGCCGAUUUUACGCAAUUCUAUGUAAUAGACGACGAGGGAGUAUUCUAUCAUCUUAAGGUAUUGGAAAACAGUCCGGUGCAAUCUUUGCGAGUAAUCGACCAUGUGCCGGAUAUUCAUCUCAUCGGACAAAGGCCAACUCUUUUCGAUGAGCACCAUGAUGGUGAUGAUAAAGUUGAUGAUAAUGACGGAGGCGUCGAUGUCGUUGGCAGCGGCGACAUGUUGCCCGAAAGGCAAUCGAAUCAGAUAUGACGCCAGGAGUGUGUCAAUCCUUGGCGCACACUACAUGAAAUGGGACUAUCCCCGUUCCCCCUUUUAGGAUUGUUACUGUAUUACUUAGUGAUAUUAAUACUUUUUUGUAUCAACUCAAACACAUGAGUAUCUCCCUCUGUCCUUCCGUGCAAUAGAUGUUAAGUUACUAUGCAUUAUUAUAAAUAUUACAUUACAUAUGUAUGUAUGUUUGUAGAUAGUUUUAUAUGACAACUCAAUAUCUAGCCUAAAUAUUAACAAAGUCACGACUUAAUAUUUACUAAAUAGAAAAUAUAUUUUUUUACUCGUA
This is a messenger RNA of Drosophila innubila, 4917 nucleotides long. RefSeq lists its product as uncharacterized. The transcript has 10 exons. NCBI's taxonomy places the organism in Eukaryota, Metazoa, Arthropoda, Insecta, Diptera, Drosophilidae. Bases 186 to 4610 code for a protein of 1474 amino acids. The record is from RefSeq and is a predicted model, not a curated record. Gene Ontology annotation, molecular function: ADP binding; protein binding.